This is a messenger RNA of Equus caballus (horse), 2458 nucleotides long. RefSeq names its product peptidoglycan recognition protein 2 (gene PGLYRP2). Gene Ontology annotation, biological process: detection of bacterium; peptidoglycan catabolic process; defense response to Gram-positive bacterium. Gene Ontology annotation, molecular function: peptidoglycan immune receptor activity; N-acetylmuramoyl-L-alanine amidase activity; peptidoglycan binding. NCBI's taxonomy places the organism in Eukaryota, Metazoa, Chordata, Mammalia, Perissodactyla, Equidae. The record is from RefSeq and is a predicted model, not a curated record.
CCAGCUCCCACGACACAGCAGCUCCCGAGUGCCCCACCCAGGCCCUGCUCUCAGCUUGCCUCUGGGGGCUUGGGGUCGGGAGCUGGAACUGGAUGAGUGGGGCCGUCUCCAAGCCCCUGUGGCUCAGUGCAGCCUCAGCAAAAACUGUCCUCGGCCCCUGCACCCAUUCUCUGCCUGAGCCUCCAGUGCUGGCAGCAAAGAAGGCAGGAGGCUGCCAACCUCAGGCCGCUCCUUCUCUCCCCUCCCAGCACAGCCGGUCUUACCAGUCGUGCAGGCACCUGAGCACCCCCUCUGGUGGCAGCAGCAGCUAAAGACUGUCUCUGAAGGAAGGGGCUAGAACUCGCUGGACUGGCCUCAGUCUCCCUCUCUCGGGAACGGCCAGAGUUUGCUGGAGUCUGAUCUACCCAGCCUCCAGGCCUCUCUUGGGAUGGGCCUGGCUUACUGACCCUUGACCUCAGCCUGGGAGGGAGCAGAUAGGAUGAAGGACCUUCUGAGACCCAGAUGACAUUGACCCAGGGCAUGGCCUCCCGCCCACAGCUCUGAAAGGGGUGCAGUGUCAUUCACCGCUGGACUUCGGCAGUACCCAAAGGCACUGCUCAGUCUCCAGGCCUGUCUCCUUCCAGCUCUGCCGAGGUCUCCGCUGAGGUCAGCCGGCUGCGUCCUCCGGAAGCUGGAACCCCCAAUGGCGGCCCAGGGUGUCCUCUGGGUCCUGCUCGGACUGCUCCUACGGCUGGAGCCAGGAACAGCGACCCUGCCCCUGGUCAUGGACUCCGUCAUCCAGGCCCUGGCUGAGCUGGAGCAGAAGGCGCCAGCCACUGAGGCCAGCCACACUGCCUCUGCGUGGCUACUGACAGCCCAGGACUCAGGCCCCCACGACGCCCUCCACCACUUCCUGCUGGAGGGGCGACGUCUCAAGGCCAUGGAGCUGGACCCCCCUCCACUGAGCCCAGAGCUGCGAGGCCUGGCCAAGGAGGUGGCCCGACACGGCGUGCGGGACGGGCAGGAACACGGGGUGGUGCUGGCACCUGACGGCUCGACCGUGGCUGUGCAGCCUCUGCUGGCGGGGCUGGAGGCAGGGUUGCAGGGGCGACGGGCUGUCAGCUUGCCCUUGGAGAGCACGGCCACCCCUCCAGAUGCCAGAGGCCCCUCUCCAGCUGCUGGAGGCUCAGUUCCUGAUGUCAGAGUCCCCUCCCCAGGAUGCAGGGAUGCCUCUGCAGACGUCACCUCUACAGAUGCCAGAGCCGCGUUCCCAAACGCAAGAGCCGCAGACCUAGGCAUCACAGCCACCUCUCCAGAUGUUAGACCUGGCUCUCCAGAUGUCCCAGCCUCCUCACCAGGUGCCAAAGCCGAGUCCCCAACUAUUGUGGACAGCCUCCUGGUGGUCACCCUGGCCAAAGACCUGGGCCUGACCUUCCUCCAGGGCCCCCAGACCCAGAGCCACCCAGGCCUGGGAAGUGAGGGCUGCUGGGACCAGCUCUCUGCCCCCCGGGCCUUCACGCUCCUGGACCCCCAGGCAUCGCCACUCACCACGGCCUUCCUCAACGGUGCCCUGGACGGGGCUCUCCUUGGAGACUACCUGAGCCGGGCCUCUGAGCCCCGGCCACCCCUCAGCCGCCUGCUGAGCCAAUACUAUGGAGCUGGGGUAGCAGGAGACCCAGGGUUCCGCAGCAACUUCCGACGGCAGAACGGAGGGGCUCUGAUUUCAGUCCCCACCCUGACCCAACAGGUGUGGGGGGCCCUCAUCCUGCUACAGAGACUGGAGCCAGCACACCCUCAGCUGCAGGGCCUGAGCCCAGAACAGCUGGUGCAGGUGGCCACCCACGCUUCCACAGAGUUCACGGAGGCCUUCCUGGGGUGCCCGGCCAUCCACCCGCGCUGCCGCUGGGGCGCGGCGCCGUACCAGGGCCGCCCGACGCCGCUGCAGCUGCCGCUCGGGUUCCUGUACGUGCACCACACGUACGUGCCGGCGCCCCCCUGCACCGCCUUCGAGCACUGCGCCCGCAACAUGCGCUCCAUGCAGCGCUUCCACCAGGACACGCGCGGCUGGGGAGACAUCGGCUACAGUUUCGUGGUGGGCUCGGACGGCUACGUGUACGAGGGCCGCGGCUGGCACUGGGUGGGCGCGCACACGCGCGGUCACAACUCCCGCGGCUUCGGCGUGGCCUUCGUGGGCAACUACACGGCCGAGCUGCCCACCGAGACCGCGCUGCGCACCGUGCGCGACGUGCUCCCGCGCUGCGCGGUGCGCGCCGGCCUCCUCCGGCCGAGCUACCGGCUGCUCGGCCACCGCCAGCUCGCCACCACCUGCCCCGGCGACGCGCUCUUCGACCUGCUGCGCACCUGGCCGCGCUUCGACGCGAAUGUGAAACCAAGAACUGCCAGGAGGGCUUCCAGGAGAGGACCCCCCGCCAUGAUCCUGCCAGCCACAGACCUCCAAUAAAGGGACCAUGGAAAGAAA